GCUCUGAUUUUAGAAAUCACUUGAAUCUUUUCCUUUUUUUUUUUUUUUCAAACCUUGUUAAAUUAUCUGCUUGAAAAUAUUCAUUCAAGUCGGCCAUGGCUUCUCGUAAUUUAAGCGUACCAACAGCAACACUCAUUUCUUCUUCGACAUCGUGCAUCGACUCUGGAAUCAAAUCCAGUUCCUUUGUACUAACAAGAUUUCCUCCUCUUCAGAAGCGCGCCAGUCUCUUCUCCUGUAUUCGAUCAAUGGGCUCCUCUGCUUCUUCUCAGAAACCAGAUAGCGUCCAAGAUGCUGGCAAGAUUGACUAUGCUUCUUGGACUGAUGAUGAAUGGAAGAAGCGGCUUACAGGGGAACAGUUCUAUAUCACCCGACAGAAGGGGACGGAGAGGGCUUUCACUGGGGAAUACUGGAACACCAAAACCCCUGGAACAUACCAUUGCAUAUGCUGUGACACUCCUCUUUUUGAAUCCUCAACCAAAUUUGACAGUGGAACUGGCUGGCCAUCUUAUUAUGAACCUGUUGGCAACAAUGUGAAGUCUAAGCUGGAUCUCUCAAUAAUUUUCAUGCCGCGACAGGAAGUUCUUUGUUCUGUUUGUGAUGCUCAUCUUGGCCAUGUAUUUGAUGACGGUCCACCGCCGACAGGGAAACGAUAUUGCAUCAACAGUGCUGCCCUGAGACUGAAACCGAAAUCAAAGUAGCAAAGAUUGUCAAGGUUCUUUGAGAGAACCCUUUGAUGUUGGAUUAGCAGCAUUGUACUGGUCCAACCUUUGGGUAGUAAAUUCAAGUAAUAUAUAACUGUUGAGAAUACCAUGAUUAUCAUUUAAUCAUUAGGGUAUUUGAGUGGGUUCUCACAUGGUGCCUCCUGAUUAUUCUUAGUGAACUUGCGUAGCUAGUGAUGUGUGAAAAAAAAAAAAAAAAAAAUUGUUGUUACAGCCCACUCCAGUCGUAUGGGUUCUUUCAUAGUUUUGUUCGUAUGUUUAGUUUAAAAGAAAAAAAA
This is a messenger RNA of Carica papaya (papaya), 997 nucleotides long. It is a transcript of the gene MSRB1, whose product is annotated as methionine sulfoxide reductase B 1. The record is from RefSeq and is a predicted model, not a curated record. Gene Ontology annotation, biological process: response to oxidative stress; protein repair. Gene Ontology annotation, molecular function: peptide-methionine (R)-S-oxide reductase activity. Lineage: Eukaryota; Viridiplantae; Streptophyta; Magnoliopsida; Brassicales; Caricaceae. Gene Ontology annotation, cellular component: cytoplasm.